Messenger RNA from Calypte anna (Anna's hummingbird), 4653 nucleotides. It is a transcript of the gene TJAP1, whose product is annotated as tight junction associated protein 1. Gene Ontology annotation, cellular component: trans-Golgi network. Gene Ontology annotation, biological process: Golgi organization. Lineage: Eukaryota; Metazoa; Chordata; Aves; Apodiformes; Trochilidae. The record is from RefSeq and is a predicted model, not a curated record.
CAGCAUUCCGCUUUUGAGAAGCAUCAUCUGAGCAAGUCAGACCCAUCUGUUUUGUUUGGGAAUGCAGUGGAAUGUUCAUUUGGUAACCUGCUUCCGGACCACGCAGGUGGAAGGAUGUCAGCACAGCUCCAUCAAAGAAGCCUUAUCGCAAGGCACCCCGCAGCAUCGCGAGAUCCGGCAUGAGGUGCCCAUCAUUCGGGAUGAUCAGGAUGGAGUCAUCUUGGCUGAGCAGAGUCAGGAACCCUUGACGGAUGCAGAAAGGAUGAAGCUGCUGCAGCACGAGAAUGAAGAGCUGCGCCGAAGGCUGACAUAUGUGACUAACAAAAUGGAGGCUAUGGAAAGGGAGCUGGAGUCAGGGCAGGACUACCUGGAGAUGGAGCUGGGCCAGAACCGCGAGGAACUGGAGAAAUUCAAGGACAAAUUCCGUAGGUUGCAGAACAGCUACACUGCUUCCCAGAGAACCAACCAAGACCUGGAGGAGAAGCUGCAUGCCCUGAUUAAAAAGGCAGAGAUGGACCGCAAGACACUGGACUGGGAAGUUGUAGAGCUCACUAAUAAAUUGCUUGAUGCCAAAACCACCAUCAAUAAACUGGAGGAACUCAAUGAACGCUAUCGACAGGACUGUAACCUUGCAGUACAGCUGCUCAAGUGUAACAAAUCCCACUUCAGGAACCACAAGUUUGCUGAUCUUCCCUGGCUGCAGGACAUGGUCAAUAAGCAUUUGCACAGCACUCAGGAGUCCACAGGGCCCAGUCAAGAGGCAGCCCACACCUUGGCUCCAUCUGAUGUUGUGCCCACUUCAGUCAUUGCCAGAGUCUUGGAGAAACCAGAAUCUCUGGUUCUGAAUUCAGCCAAGUCUAGCAGUGGCAGCUGUCCUAUGGCUGAGGAUGUCUUUGUGCACGUGGACAUGAGUGGAGCCCCUCCUGAUGCCUGCAACAGCACAAGGCAGGUGGGCAAAGAGGGAGGAGAUGCAGGGAAACAGCAGAAUGGUGGCUGCAAGCCGCAGAGCAGUGUGGAAAGCAUGCCAGAGGAGGUGCCUGCCUUUGAGAAGCUAAGUCCGUACCCUACACCCUCACCUCCCCAUCCUAUGUACCCUGGGCGCAAAGUGAUUGAGUUCUCUGAGGACAAGGUGAGGAUCCCAAAGAACAGCCCCCUGCCCAACUGCACAUACGCUACACGCCAGGCCAUCUCCCUCAGCCUGGUACAGAGCGAAGAUGAGAGCUGCGACAGGCAGCGGACGCUUCCCAACAGCCCCGCUUCAGAAGGGCGCCGUUCAGCCUCCAGCUGUUCCUGUCAGCUCCCCAAAGCAGCUAGAGCUCAUGGCUCUUCCAGAGCAGCCCAUUCAGCAGCCCUCCCCAAAUUUCCUAGCGCCUUUGCCAGCUCUGCCAGUUCUGAGGAGGAUCUGCUGGCCAACUGGCAGCGUAUGUUUGUGGACAAGGCACCCCCCACCUCGGAGCAGGUCCUGAUGAACCGCACAGCUUUCAGCCGUGACACGGCCCCUGAGCUCCAGAAGAGGUUCAGCCGCUCCAUGCAGGAGCUGGGUAGGGCAGCCUCAAUCUACUCAGAUGGGGAGGAGUCUGCACAGAGCUGCAGCUGGACCGUGAGCCGGGACUCGAGUGUGGACACUGACAGCACCGAGUCCAGAGCCCGCAGGAGUCAUUUCUCCUCAGACUAUGGUACAGAUUUCUCCCAGGAUGAAACCCAGAAGCUGUUGCAGGAAAGUGUUGGAGGCACUGCUGAGCCUGGAAGCCCCUCACAAGAGAAGCACAAGGACUAUGUUGACCUUGGCUUGCCUGAGAGCCCAUCUGAGGAGAGAGAAACAUUGCCAGGAGGCAAGGAGACCAACCAAGGAGGUGCCCAAGAGGAAAGUGGAGAAGGUAGAGUCAAGGCUCCUGUCAGUCGGCCUCACCGCAGCCCCAAGAGGAUGGGGGUCCACCACUUACAUCGCAAGGACAGUCUGACACGCCAGGAGCAGGGCAACCUUCUCAGCUGAGGCAGGGAAAGAUGCUGCAGAGCCGUGGGGAUACCUCCAUCUCACCAACUUCUGAGGGAGAAACCUCCCUUAGUACCCUCUUCCCAGAGGGGCUCUGCUCUGAAAUUUUCUAUUUAUUCUCUUUUGCUACCUAAAAGAGCUGGGGUCCCCCUCCCUGGCACCUCAUACCCACAGUACCAGCACACACAGUGUGCGGAAGCACACUCACUGCCCCAGCACACUCACAGCUCUCUUCACAGCCUCACACUUGUGCCUGUACCGGAGCUUGUUUUUGGUACCCCUCAUCCUGGUGCCUGUGCCUCUUUACACUCACAUCUUCCUUCCCCCUUCCCACUCAGGUACCAGAGGCCCUGGGUGCUCUCAUGCUGGAUUUCUCUGCCCUCUUUUAACCUGUGCCAACAGGACAGAGUGCCUGUGUGGUGGUGUCUGAUUCCCUGGGGGCCCCCAGGGGCCAUGAGUGGGGCAUGAGGACUCUCCCAAUGGAUGGUUCUGUGUCCCCUGAGGAUGUGCUGGGAUUGCUGGUGUCUCAUUUUCUUUCUGGGUUUUGUUUUCCUCAGCUGCCCUCUGGAUGGUUCUCCAGAAUCUGCCUCUGCAGGUCCCCAUCACUUGGCCUCUGCGUUGGGUUCAGCACCGGGCCCCACUGAGGCAGGGCACAGAUGUGGUGCUGUGGCAGGGGCACGGGUGCAUGGCUGCUGGGGUGGUUGGGGAGGCACUGCCUGUGAGGUGCUGGGGUUAGUGUGUGUGUGUCUCCUCCCUUGCACCUCUUCUUCCUGCUCUCUGUGCUGUUGUUUUGUUUGAACGGUGCUGGUGCUUUGCUCUUGGGUGGGCUUCUUUCUUCUUUCCAAGCCUUUGGUUUUGGGGUGUAUUGUUUUUUCUUUAUCCCCGCCCUGCAUAAACAGACGCAGCCGUUGGCAGCCGGUCUGAUGCCUGUUUGAAGGUGUGUUGAGGAGGCUCAGCUCUCAGAGCUGCACUUCCCUCUGAUCCUUGCUUCCAGCCUGCAGAAACCCCUCCGGACUCAAGAAUAAGGUCUCACCUUGGGUGAGCAAAGUGUGGAAGAUGCUACUGGGCAUUUCUGGGCAGGGCUGGAUGCAGGGCCAGUGGGGAUGGGAGGGCAGCAUGCUGAGGAGAAACACUACCUCACAGUUUGGCAACAGCCCUUUGUUGGGGUGUCCUUGAGUGCCCCUUUCUCUGAGGGGAUCCAGGCUGGCUCUGGUGCCUCUCCAGAGCCUCCCCUUGUGGGUAGGGCCUCUCUGCCUGUUUUUCCUUGUGUAGUGUGACAUCGUGUGACUUUUCCUCUCAGUCUUGUGUGCUCAGUGUCUUGUUGGGGGGAGGGAAGGGUUGAGGUCUGUAGGUGUAGGGUUGAGGUUUUUUUGAGGGCUUAAAAAGCCUAGGCAUCCUCUUUUAAUUUUGUCCUGUGUCCUUGUCUGCCUGGUGUUUCUUGACUCUCCCAGGAGUAAGAGGCAGAGAAUAGCCUGGUUCCCUGUGCUGUAGCCCCUCAGAUUCUGCUGUCCUUAGCCUGCUGUCUGGUUUUUGAGUUGGGUUUGUGUUGUUCUCCCACCCUACUCAAUGAGGGCACUUCACUGGGCUGUAGGAGACCAAACCUCUGUCCUGGAGGGAGCUCCUGUUCAUAUGCUUACAGCAAGAUGUGCAGCCAAGAGCUGUCUGGGGGCCCUGCUCCCCUCCCCAAGUCCCUGUUUCUGCAAAGGGCAUGCAGCUUGCAGCUGAGGCCAGCCAGGGCUUCAGCUGGAGCCUGGAGGCUCCAGAGCCUGUGAAAGGGAGCUGCAGGCCUCUGGUGGCUGUGUGGGUUGGUUCACCUACCUUGGCUAGAGCUGCUGCCUACAUGCUCGCCUUGUUCCCACCUCAAACAGAUGUGAAGCUGGAUGCCACCUGGUGGGGAGGUGGGACGCAGUAUUUCACUAAAGUGUUUCACUUGAUACCUGUGCUAACAGACUGGUGCUGAGAGUGGGAGCUUCCUCUGAGCCUGCAGGGUUGUGGGGUCCUUUUGCUCUCAUCAGCUUCUCUACUGCUGCACUUUUUUCAGUUCUUCUGCAGUGUUGCUGAGGGCUUGAACCUGCAGAGGCUGCCAGCUCCUGUCUCUCAGACAUUACUUGAGUUUGGAUGCUCACUGAAUGAGCUCCUCAGGUUCUGAGGCUGCUGGUGGCCUGCCUGUGGGACAGCAUGGCCACUUGGGCAAUGGGGGAGUCAUUGCCCCUCAGGGUUCAGCCCCCUCUCCCCUAAAUCCUGGCAUGUUGGUAAGGAGACAAAACCUGCUCUUCCUAAAGCAGCUGGUGCUGAUAGUGCUGGGCAGAGCCAGCCUCCCUCUGCUUCACGUCAAGGUAGACUUGAAAGUGAAACUGGAGAAAUGGAGGGGUGGCAAAGGGGUGCCCAGUGCCUCACCAGACACUUUUGCUUCAUAGAAUCAGGCUUCUGGCAGAGGUUGAGGGGGAGCAGUGGCCUCAAGAGGAGCAGUCCUCUCCUGGCAGGCAUGGUGCGUGCCCUCUGCACUCCUGCUCACAUCCAGCAGUAUUGGCUCUGGGGCCUUGAGCUGACCCCAUUUUCAGUGUCCCAACUCCAGACUGUUAAUCUGUAACUAAUGUCUUUUUCUGAAAUUUUCAAACUGAUGUAUAUUUUAAGACCAGAAAUAAACUAUUUUAAAAGUA